Molecule: messenger RNA, 2257 nt
Organism: Hyaloscypha bicolor E
Lineage: Eukaryota; Fungi; Ascomycota; Leotiomycetes; Helotiales; Hyaloscyphaceae
Product: MFS multidrug transporter-like protein
Exons: 5
Coding region: 332-1903 (523 amino acids)
Biological process (GO): transmembrane transport
Molecular function (GO): transmembrane transporter activity
Source: RefSeq, a predicted model, not a curated record
UGGAAUCUUUAGUUCAAUAUCAACCCAUGUAGCGUUGCAAUGCCAACAGUAGACGGGACGUUUCGGUGGAACCUUUGCUAGUUGCAGCAGUUGUGCACCCCGAAAUCUGAGAAUCCAGAAACGACAUACGCCCCUGCAAUGGAUAAAGUUGCAAAUGAUCCUGCAUAUGCAAGUCCCUGGAAGAAGAAGGUGUCUAAUCCUACAUUUUCCUCCCCACAUUCAUUGUUCGAAACCUUCUGGCAUCCUACAAUCGGGUUACUUUAACCACCCGGGAAAUUUUUGAAUACCCAGUUGGCAGAUAUCGUUUCUCUAUAUCAACGACACGCUCGAUAUGGAGGAGGUCAAGGAAGCUCCCUCGACAUCGAGCAUUGAGCAAGUCAAUGACUUUGAGGAGCCAAAGACUCCUGAGCUCAAGCAGGAUCAUGGAGUUACGUUGAUUCCUCGUCCAAGCGACGACCCUCGCGACCCUCUGAACUGGCCGAUGAGCAAGAAAGUCAGCGUUGUUGCAGUGCUGUGCCUAGCUGUGUUCUCUGGUUUCGUAGCGCCGCUGGCAGGUCAACUCAAUGUCAAGUCACAGUCCGUUCUUUACAAGCAAACCACGACACAUAUUGCAUGGCAAAACUCAGCAGCUUCAGCGGGUUUCGCAACCGGGGGAUUCUUGUUCGCCCCCGUCUCUUUCAAACUUGGCCGAAGCUCAGUUAUAUUCUGGACAUUGAUUGCUUGUCUCCUCACACAAGUGUGGGGAGCCUUAAUGAUCCAUAAGAAUCAGUUCAACAGCUUCAUUGUCUCCCGAUUCUUCUCCGGCUUUUUCGGCGGUGUCACUGGAGUCCUUGGUCCUCGUGUGUUGGUUGACCUCUUCUUUCUUCACCAAAGAGGUCGAGCUUUCACAGCCUUUCACUGGUGCUUAAAUUUUGGAAGUGUGGCGGGUCCAACACUCUCGGCAUAUAUCUCAGCCAAUCACUCGUGGACUUUGGAAUUCUGGUGGACUGUGGGACUGCUCGGAUUUACGAUCACCACCUGCUUGUUGUUCAUGCAUGAGACAUCUUGGGAUCGAGAACCAGAUGCAGUUAACAGGCCAGCGCCAGGAAAUUUCUUUACCAACAGAAUUGCAACAUUCUUCCCAGGUACUCGGGUUACCCCGAUAUCAUCUGCACGUCAAACGGUUCGGGCUGCCGCGGUUCCCUUCCUCAUUCUCGUGUCUCCAGUUAUGCUUAUCAUGAGUGUGUUCACUUUGAUCAGUUUCGGAUUCUACAUCGCAAUGAAUGCCCUCACUCCAGUGUUUCUGCAGAAGCCAGUGAAGGCUGGAGGAUAUGGCUUCAGCACCACAGAAAACGCAAACUUCUCCUUCGUCCACUGGAUUGGCAUCGUAAUAGCCCUGAUCUACGGACACUUCGUCAGCGAUAGACUCCCACUCGCAAUCUGCUCACGCAACGGAGGCAAAUGGAAACCCGAAUAUCGUCUGCAUGCACUGUGGAUUCCGGCUCUGAUUUUCAAUCCAAUUGGACUUGGACUUUUUGGUGCUGCCUUGAAGUACCAUUUGAACUGGAUCGUCAUAGCCGUUGGACAAGUCUUCGUGACUUUCGGCUCACUCUCCCUGAUUCCAAUCACAGUGAACUACAUCUGCGAGUGCUUCGUGUCACAUCCAGCUGAAGCUAGUAUCACGGCAAAUAUGCUACGCCUUGUGUUCGGCCUCUCGGUUGCGUUUUAUAUCAAUGACUGGGUGGCUGAUGUUAAUGUUGGGUGGACGUAUGGAAUGAUGGCAUUCCUUGAUGUUUUCUCUUUUGUUUUCAUUGGCCUCCUUAUGUGGAAGGGUCAUCAGAUCAGAGAGUGGACUGUUGGUGGAUUGAAUGAUACCGAGGAAGGAGAGAAGGUCAUUGAGACUGCUAAGCUCACUGGGUCAUAGAAGUUUAGCUGAUGCUAUUUGGCAAUUUCGGGGGUCAAUUCCAGCCUGGGGCUAGGAACUUUGAAGUAUCAUAUUCUCCAUGCAUCGUCGUAACUAGAUGCUGCAACGUAGGAUCUGUGUUAUCUAAUCUACAGAAUGCCACCGCCUAUUCCGACGUGAGAUUUGCAAGCUCAACCCGAAAAAGCUUCCAGACGAAGAAGCGAUCGUCUUGAAACGACUCAAACCAAGAGCAGACCCAGGAUCUCCGACCGACAUACGGCAUAUUAGAAAACAAUCGGAUUGUAGUGUGUAUCCGAUCUACGAGUAUGAGGGGAGGAAUCUCUCUAUCCUGACCAGCACUUUCUGCACAAGAAU